This is a messenger RNA of Petromyzon marinus (sea lamprey), 6673 nucleotides long. NCBI's taxonomy places the organism in Eukaryota, Metazoa, Chordata, Hyperoartia, Petromyzontiformes, Petromyzontidae. The record is from RefSeq and is a predicted model, not a curated record.
GGGGGAGGAGGGGGGAAGGGGGGCUCAUUGUUGACAUCAAAACCGUGGGGCUGCUCCCAGCUACGGGAGCUGUUGUUGGUGCUCCAUCUCUGUCCACUGCUAGCUUGCCGCUCUUCCUCCUGGUCCCGGCUACAGCUUGGGAGGAGGGUUGGGGGGAAAGCGCGAGGAGAGGCGACACAGCUGUGAUACAGCCGGGCCAGCCUUCACACGCUGCUGCUGCUGUGGCCUACGACAACACUUGGGCUAGCUAAGAGUUUUGUGUUGCCGCCCCGGUGCACAGAAAGCGUCGCCUCAAAACGAACAACAACAUCAACAACAACAACAUCGACAACAACAUCGACGACAUCAUCGACGACGGUCGUCGCUGCUGGGGACAAGCGGAUUGAUUGAAGGUUGUGCAAGGAAGCGAGGAGAGAGACCGUCUUCUCGGGCACUUUAAUUCACAGCAGCAGCAGCAGCAUCAUCAUCGUGGCGUUAGCGAGGGAGUGAGUUUCGAGGUUGAGCAUCAUCAUCAGCAGCACCGCUGUGCCCACCACCACCACCGUCUUCGUGGCGCGCGUGGGGAAACCACGCAGGCGAUUUACAACGUCGAGGAACUGUUAAACAAUUUGAAGGGCCGCUUCAACAUCAACAAACACCAACGUGCGAAAACUACACAACAACAACCAUCAACAGCCGAAAGUCAACAACAACUGCUAACUACAUCAUCGACACCGUCAACAAUAAACCAGCAGCAGUAACAAGAACAACAAAAGUCGACGACGACUUCUACACAAACUGCAAGAACUUCAUUAUCAACAAGAAGAUCGACUUACACCAUCGUCACCACCACCACCACCAUCAACAACCACCUGAUCAACACCACCAUCGCCAUCAAUCUGCAUAGACUUUAAUCCGAGUACCGUGGUACAUUGUAAACACACACUCGCACACACGCACACAAAGACGAGUUGUCAACCUUACACCACCACCAGCGUCGUUUGGCGAGCCGCUCCUCGCGGCGGCAGGGAAGGAGCGAGCAAUGGAGAGCUCGAAGCCACUGCUGGAUGAGAGACCCCCUCCUUACACGCCUGGUCCCGUGGGAGAAGGAGGGGGACCACCACCACCACCAGGGUACCACCCCGGUGGUGGUGGUGGUGGUGGCGGCGGCUAUGGCACCAUGCAGCCCGCACCACAACAGUACCAACCCCGAGGCCACCCCUACCAACAACAACAACAACAUCAUCAGCCGCAGUUCCAGCAGCAGUAUCAACCACAGCACCAUGCAGGGUACACUGUGAUUGCCCCUGCGGGGUACGCGGGGGCCUACCCCACCGUGGUGCAGCCAGACUCCUCGCUCAUGCAGCCCCCUAUCACCUCCGUGCUCGUUGUGGGGGGCUGCCCCGCGUGCAGGGUGGGCGUGCUGGAGGAUGAGUAUACCUGCCUGGGCAUCUGCUGCGCCAUCCUCUUCUUCCCGAUCGGCAUCCUGCUUUGCCUGGCACUGCGGGAGCGCCGCUGCCCAAACUGCGGCGCCGUCUUCGGCUGAGGACGCACCCGGACUCGCCCGCUGAGAGCGAGCCCCCCAGGGUUCAGCCGUGACCCCUGACUGUAACCCUGACCGUCCCCCUGACCCCACUCCCAACUCUGACCCCCUAACCGUGAUUCCAACAAUAAACCCAUAACCAUGAUAUGUACAGUUGCCCCCCAACUCAUCUUGACGCAAACAUUGAUACCCUAACCCCAACCUCAACCCUAAACCAUUGACCAUAACCCUGGCUCCUAACACAAAACCCCUAACCCUAUCUUUUCCACUAACCCUGACCCACUGACCCCAACUCCCAACACUAAAUCGCUAACGCUAGAUCUGAGGCUAACUGUGACCCGAGCCUUUGAGUGUAACCCUCGCUCUUAACUGUGCGUCACUCGCACCACACCACUCGCACCGCAUCACUCACAAACUCGACUCGCCACACCACCUACAUGCACACAAAUCACCAUGCUGCUUACCAAACCACCACACCACCCAACUCGCACCACACCACACCACCCAGCUCACCACACCACCCAACUCACCACCCAACUCACCACACCACCCAGCUCACCACACCACCCAACACACCACCCAACUCUCAACACACCACCCACACUGCCCCAGGCGCCUGACUGCAGGGGUGUCACAGAGUGAACGGUGGGUCUGUGUGUGGGUGUGUUGUACGCGUGCAAUUUGUACUACAGUAUUUACAUUUGUAAAGUGUUUGAAAGGCCGGCAUAUCUAAUGCGAAAUGGAACUGAAGGGUGUAAAAGGGGGUUAUUUGGGAAUAUAGGGGGUGGCGGAUGUUGGCUAUUCGUGGUGUGUGUGUGUUCCCUAAAUGACAUCGAUGUCACCGUAUUCUCUGAAUUAUAAAGACGCUCCGGAAAGUAAAAGAAGCACUCCAACCUGGUGCCCUGAUGCUAAUAAUAAGUUUAACAUGUAGCAGUGGUGGCGGCAGUGGCGGCAGUGGCGGCAGUGGCGGCAGUGGCGGCAGUGGCGGCAGUGGUGGCAGACGUUAGCGGCCAACAUUGUCCAUAAUCGAGGUUUUUCUUUUUUGGGUAAGAUCGCGUCGGAGGAUUUCUUCACAACUCUGGCUGCAGCCUGACGAGGCUGGUUGUUGUAAUUACCGGCGAAAUGUCACGGUACUCGAAUGGUAAAUGUCGUGGUGUUUGUAAUCCAAUACAACCGGUGUGCUGAACUAGUAACGAAUUGGCACGUUUUGUUUACGGGACAGAACCUCACUAAUUGGCUGCGUGGGGUGAUGGCGGGUUUAACGACACGUUUAUAUUUACGCGAUCCAACCCAAAAGAAACCCCUCUAUUAUGGAUAAUAAAGUUUAUAACAAAUUUUGUGUCUCUCGCUAGCAACAAAGACAAAAGUCACCUUUAUAGCCUUAACAGACUGUUGGGGCAAGUGCUGUUAGCGAGCACCUAUCAAGGCGCACACACACAUGCGUGCACAGAUGCACGACUUACCAGAUUAUAAGAUGCACCCCCCCCAACUUCUUCUUAAACAUCAGCAGAAUACGGUCAUGACGGCAGUGUAGACGCACGCCUACUUGUAUUUAAUCCGGAGGCUCGAAGCUGGGGUUGAUGAUAAUGCAGUGAUGGGAGCUUUGAUUUAGUGUUUCUGUCAACGGGAGGCGCAGAGGGUGGUGGUGGUGGUGUGUGAGCAGUUCUCCUUCCUCGCCUCUGAGGCAUCGGCUGUGGGAGGCAGGACAGCAAGCGGGUGUCGAGGCACGAGGUCCGUCCGCGUGGCGGAGAGUGUGCGCGACUGGUCUCUGCUUGGGUGGAUUCUCUCUGGCCACUGGAAAGAGGAAUUGGGCAAAUUUCCCAAGCAGAUCUCCAGCCUGGCAGUAUAGUACAGUCUUGUAGAUUCUGAAGCUUUUCUGGCUAAAGAUUUCGAAUCGAAAUGACAUAUUAGUCGUUCUUCACAAAUUUUCAGAGGGGGGGGGUGCCCACUUUCGCCGAUAAGACAUCAUCAGUGUGAGGGCCGCCACGCAUUUUAAAUUAUUGGGGGUUUGACAGCAGCAUGAUGAUGGGGGGGGGGGGGGGUUACAUUCGUGUAUUGUCAGGGGCAGCACUAAAGGCGACCAGUGGCCCGCAGGCCUUUGCGAUGGAGAACACUGGCCUACAUUAUCCAGGAAAGCCUCGCUCCGUUUCAAGAAUCAUUUUCAGCAGGGCCCUGCAUUGGCGUCUUUGGCCAAUCCCUGCUUGUCGAGUGUUGUGUGUGCGUGAGAAGAAAAACCCCACCGUGCAUACAAGGGGAUGAACGGAUGGGCACUUCAACCCACUUGCUGGACUGCCGCCUCUUGGCCACCUCGCAUCCCAGCCGGGAUCCCACGGACCACGUUGUCCACGGCACCGGCUCGCAGCCAUGUGCCACCGUGCCAGGCUAAGUGCGCAAACGGGCGGGGAGGGGGAGGGGUGGUGGUUGCGUACGACGUGAUGACACGGAGGAGUCGAAUGUGCCACGAAGAAACACCUCGUGGCUUCCACCUCCCCAUGCAGACGCUCGUGGGCCCCACCCGGGUGGGGCGGUGGGCCCAGUUCGUUCUCCCCCUUCACUGGGCCCUGUCGCGUCCGACUCGGGCUGCUGUUCGCGAAAUUCGUUUCUUCCCCCCCCCCUCCCCACUGUGUUCGGCGCUUUGUAUCGGGCUCGCGUUGAGUUGUAACGAGAAAAACAUCUCACGGUAACGUGCACAACUGCAACGAGAUUACCGUGAUUCUCGUCGUCGUCGUCAUGCCUGGUGCGAAGCAUGAGCUGCUGCGGGGUAGUGCAGGAAGGAGGAGAGAAUGGGUUGCCGUGUGGACCGGGAGGAGCCGAGAGGUUGCCAUGGACGACCGUGCGGAGGGAGUUUCGGACGUCGCCCACAAUGCGCACGCAGAGCUUGUGAUUUUGUCAAAGUUGCCGUGGUUGCCUGAAAUGUACUUGGUGGGGCCCAUGGCGUUCGUGACGAGCUCUUGUCAAUAGCACCGUGGUAGUACGUUAAACUUAUUUCGCACCAUACGUAGUCAACCGUACUCAUCGGAGGUGCAGGGGAAGGACAACAAACUCAACACAAAACAAAGUUCUAAAGAAAUUAAUUUUCAAUCUAGAUUUAAAAGGAAGAAGCGUUCCAGACGGCCACAGAAGUGCAUCGGAAAGUGCGUUAAUGGCUAGCCAUAGAGCCUCUGCGAGGGUGACCGAAGUUCGCGUGAUGGCUUACUCUCCUUGACGAGGUCAGCAACCAAUUGUGGCAAGCACUGUGCGUGUGUGGAACGAGUGCGACCUCAAUGCAUUCCUUCGGCAACCGGAAUCCAAUGCAGUUCGGCGAGCACCAGAUAAGACACGGGUCGGCUCUUGCAGUCGCCAGCGGCGCGUGCGUUUGCCAGCCUCGUGCCCUCCGUCCUGUUCGGUUUUAUAGGCAGAAAGGAACGGGGGGGGGGGGGGGAGCGUAAAAAGCCACGCUUCUUAUCCUUCCAGCAAUUGGUGCCAUGGGAAUUCUGGGAAAUAGAAUCGUGAGGUUUGAAUCCGUGCGUGUGUGCGGAGGCUUGAUUGUGUUGCCUUGUUGCAUGCGUGGUAGCAGCGUUCGUUUUUUUUCCCCACGAAGCCAAAACGCUCGCUAAUGUUAUUGGCCACACGGCGAGUGUGGCAGGACCCUCCUGAACAAACCACAUUCUUGCCCACUCGGUGAGGCCCAUUAUCAACUGCAUAGAAAAAGUCCAUUAUCAUCAUAACUGAACUCACUAUUACAACUGUAAUUCAUUAUAAUAACAAUACAAUUGUAAUGUUUACCCAAAAUUCCUGAGCAAUGUUUUCUACUGUAAAUGUCGCAAUCGUGUGUUUUGUCUCUUUCACGGCAUUGUUAAUGACAAAUGUUAGCGAGUUGAGUGUCUGUGUUCUUGUGUUACCACUGCCAACAAAUUCGUUUCUUUUAUAUAUAUGGUGGGAUUAUUUAAUAGGGGAAUGGUUUUGUGUUUGAAAUGCCACAGUAUUACCCAUUAGAAUUCACGGCCUAUGGGAGGCCAAGUUCUCACCGCGUUGAACACGAGAUGCGAGUCGCCCCCUUCCCCACCUCCCUCCCCCUCUCGUCUCCCCCUCUUCCCCACAACCCCUCACCUCUCACCCCCCUCCUAACCCCAGCACGGCUGCUCCUGCUGCUGCUCCAUAACGUUUACACCGCCGGUUCUCGAUCCGUGAGUCGAUAGGCUGCGGCACGGAUACCGUGCGGGAGAAAUGUUGAAUUCGCACGGGGGGGUGGGGGGGAGACGUUGCGGCGACAAAACACAGUGACUCUACACGCCAAGAAACCGCAGUGUCUCCGACACCACCACCACCACCUUCGACGUGAGGCGAUCUUCUCCGUAACCUGGGAAGCACCGCAGACCUGUGGGUCUUGAGUGGUGGUCGUGGUGUGGGUGCCUUAGCGAACCGGUUAAGAACCGUUGGUUUAAACCAGUGGUCUUCACUCAUCUUCAUAGGGGAGAGGCCACUUUCGCGGAUAAGACAUCAGUUGUGAGGGCCACCACGCAUUUGAAAACAUUGUUGCUUUUGACAGCCUAACGAUGGGUUGCGUUUUCACAUUUGUGUAUUGAAACGGCGAACUUAAAAAAAAAUAUUUUGCCAGGUGAGGCCCACCGAGCUAUUUCAGCUCUUUUUUUUCCGAAGCGACCUGGCCACACAUGGUAACUCAACGAAGUGGCUUAUCAUGUGGAAAUUUAUAGCAGCCAAAUACUCUUAAACGCGUGAGGUUGAUUCUAAAUGGAGGGGGGGGGGACCGGAGAAAAAUCCACACGACCACGGAGGAGAUGGAGAGACACGCAAACUCCACAACUGUACAGCAGGCAUCAAGGGUCUGGAUCGAACCCGCGCCCUCUUGUAUACCUGGCGAGGUAGUUAACAUCGUCGUUUGUGGCCGUACUAAAGGCCACCAGGGGACGCCAGUGGCCUGCGAUUGCAGGGGUGGAGGGAGAAGUGCGCGUGGGGUUUUGGUGAGAACGUGGGCCUGGGGCAAGGGGGCUUGAUUACACACCGGUUGGCGGGGGGUGUAGGAACCAUUCGUUCACACGUCGCACAACUUUUAACGCGCUAAAUAAUAUAAGCUACCGAUGUUUAAGCUCGGAUUAAAGUAACGUAGAAACAUUGUUAAAAAAAAAUGUAAUAAAACCGUUUACAAAUGCC